Messenger RNA from Dentiscutata heterogama, 696 nucleotides. The record is from the annotation of a GenBank genome assembly. NCBI's taxonomy places the organism in Eukaryota, Fungi, Glomeromycota, Glomeromycetes, Diversisporales, Gigasporaceae.
AUGACAAUUGUUGAUGUUGGUUUACCGAUCACCCUUUAUUAUGUUCUUUUAUAUUUUAGUGUACCUGUUAUUUUGGCACUAGUCAUCUCAGGUACCAUACCGUUUGUUUCUGUUAUCAUUAAUUUUAUCUUUCGUAAACAAGUCGACGUCACGGGAAUACUCAGUACGACUGGUUUUAUUACUGAAAUCAUAUUAUCGAUAGUUCAAGGUUACGUUACGUUAAACAUAUUGCAACAAUUGAAUACAUCAAUUAUCAGCUUUGUAAUGGGUCUAGUAUUUUUUAUCACUUUGAUUCCUAUAAAAGUUGGUUCAUACCAAAUACGACCUUUAUUGUAUUAUAAUUUUAAGUUUAUGGAAAUGGGUAAUUUUAAAGGGUUAACAGAAGAUGAGCCUAUUCCUGAGCGUUGGGAAAGGUAUUGGAGAACUUACGCUGAGUUUCGACAAACUUUUAUUGUCUUGACUGCUGUUUGGGGAUUUGCUUUACUUCUUGAUGUUCCUGUCCGUUUUCUAGUUAUUUAUAAAACCAAAACGGCAGACCAAGCAGCUUUUAUUGGAGGUAUUACUAGUUUUUGUUAUAUGCAGAUUUUUGUUUUAUUUAGCGUUAUUUAUGUUAAAUGGAUGAAAAAAUUACAUGAUAAACGAUAUAAAUUAAAAGAAGGUACCAUCAUCGCUGAUGCUGCUAUUAAUGAAAUUUAG